CUUAUCACCAUUCUUAGCAUCGAUGGAGGCGGUAUCAGAGGGAUAAUUCCUGCCACUAUACUUACUUUCCUCGAAUCUCAACUACAGGAAUUGGAUGGGAAGGAUGCAAGACUUGCAGAUUAUUUUGAUGUAAUUGCGGGAACAAGCACCGGUGGUCUUGUGACAGCCAUGAUAACAGCCCCAGACGGAAACAACAAACCGCUCUACGCAGCCAAAGAUAUUGUCCCUUUCUAUAUGGAGCAUGGCCCUAAGAUAUUUCCACAACUAAUUAGGGGUGUAUGGGGAUCAAUUUUGACAUGGAUUAGCAUGAUUUUUGGACCUAAGUACAAUGGCAAGUAUCUUCGAAAGGUCAUAAGACAGGAACUAGGAAACACUCGUUUGAAGGACACCUUAACCAAUGUUGUCAUUCCUACAUUCGACAUUCAACUUCUACAACCCAUGGUUUUCUCAACUUAUGCGGCGGAAGCUAAUCCAACCAACAAUGCUCGGUUAUCAGAUAUAUGCAUCUCAACAUCCGCAGCUCCAACCUAUUUUCCUCCCUAUUACUUCAAGAAUGACGACGUUGAUGGAAAUGGUCAAGAAUAUAAUCUUAUGGAUGGUGGUGUUGCUGCCAAUAAUCCGGCGCUUGUUGCAAUAAGUGAAGUAACAAGGAAAGUGUUUAGCGAAAAUUCAGACUUCUUUCCAGUUAAGCCAGAGGAUUAUGGUCGGUUCCUUAUGAUCUCUAUAGGCACGGGUGCAUCAAAGGAAACGAAACAAUACAACGCUAAAAUGGCGUCCAAAUGGGGGGUUUUAAGUUGGCUGAUCCACGAUGGUUCCACCCCUAUCAUAGAUGUAUACAAUCAAGCAAGUGGAGAUAUGGUCGACGGUCACAUUUCAGUCUUCUUUCAAGCCGUUCAUUCUCAAGAAAAUUACCUUCGAAUCCAAGAGGAUACAUUAAGUGGUAAUGAGGCAUCAGUGGAUGAUGUGACAAAAGAGAAUAUGGUGAAACUAGCACAAAUUGGUGAAAAGCUAUUGAAAAAACCAGCUUCAAGGGUCAGUUGGAAGACUGGAUUGUCUGAACCAAUAGGAAAUGGAGAAACAUAUGCUGAAACUCUUAAAAGAUUUGCAAAAUUGCUUUCAGAGGAAAAGAAGCUGCGAGAGUCAUCAAAAUCAGCUCAACUCAUCAAAUGA
Molecule: messenger RNA, 1170 nt
Organism: Erigeron canadensis
Lineage: Eukaryota; Viridiplantae; Streptophyta; Magnoliopsida; Asterales; Asteraceae
Product: patatin-like protein 2
Exons: 7
Coding region: 169-1170 (333 amino acids)
Biological process (GO): lipid metabolic process
Molecular function (GO): monoacylglycerol lipase activity; glycerophospholipase activity
Source: RefSeq, a predicted model, not a curated record